Microbotryum saponariae is the source of this 781-nucleotide messenger RNA. The record is from the annotation of a GenBank genome assembly. Lineage: Eukaryota; Fungi; Basidiomycota; Microbotryomycetes; Microbotryales; Microbotryaceae.
AUGGGAAUCAAAGGCUUGACGGCGCUCAUCAACGAGGAGGCGCCCAACGCGAUCAAGCAUGAAGAGAUCAAGACCUUGUUCGGUCGCAAGGUCGCAAUUGAUGCGUCAGUAACGAAACCCAGUUUUCGGGUGCUGGACGCGAUGAUUUGAUGCUUUAUCGAUGUGCUGACUCAAGAACUCUCGGAUCAUCUUGACGCGCCGCGACGCGUUCAACCCCUGAAUGUCCAUUGGCCGCGAUGGUCGACGCAGGUCCAUGUCAGUCUUCCUUCUUGAUCCUGGGGAUGUACAUGAGGACUUGAAGGCCGACUCGGGCUUUUCUCCCCCGCAGGUCCAUCUACCAGUUCUUGAUCGCCGUGCGCCAGCAGGACGGCCAGCAGUUGAUGAACGAUGCGGGAGAGACCACCUCGUAGGCUGUUUUCCCAGUACAUGGAUGAGUGUCGAGAUGGUCUGAAUUCACUCGGAGUAAUUGAUUCCAAUAGUCACUUGAUGGGACUCUUUUACCGAACGGUGAGUUAAGUUGACGGCGGCCGUCGAGCAAAGGUGGCAACAGCAACACUGGACUGACCUGAAAUAUCGCGUGUGCCACGUCUGGUUCCAGCUCCGCAUGGUCGACAACGAUCUCAAACCUUGCUACGUCUUCGACGGAAAGCCGCCACAGCUCAAAUCCAACGUCCUCAAGAAACGUUUCGCCGGUCGAGAGGAAGCCAAGACCGCCGAAGAGGAGGCCAAGGAAGUCGGCAAGUCGAGCUGGCGAGUCUUUCGAGCCUUACUCGAUCUGUAG